Molecule: messenger RNA, 6837 nt
Organism: Coccinella septempunctata (seven-spotted ladybird)
Lineage: Eukaryota; Metazoa; Arthropoda; Insecta; Coleoptera; Coccinellidae
Product: zinc finger protein castor homolog 1-like
Exons: 17
Coding region: 355-5010 (1551 amino acids)
Biological process (GO): regulation of neuron differentiation; positive regulation of transcription by RNA polymerase II
Cellular component (GO): nucleus
Molecular function (GO): DNA-binding transcription factor activity, RNA polymerase II-specific; RNA polymerase II transcription regulatory region sequence-specific DNA binding
Source: RefSeq, a predicted model, not a curated record
UCACGUGUAGCUUUCUACCUGUGAUAGCUGUUACGUAACCUCUACAACCCCUCGAACGUAAACGUGCGAAGAUCUGGGCGCUCGAAACCCUUUGACCACGUUUCGAGGACUGUUUACGCGCGGUGUGACGUGUGUUCUGGGCCUUAUAACGUUGUUCGUUGGAUUUUCCGUGGUGCACCAAGUACUUUUCUCGCUCGCGUUUUGGUUUUUAUUGUGUGUCCUCCGGCUGGAGUUCUGUAUGAUAUCCGUCGAUCUGUUGUUGUUGGUGUGGAUUAAGAUAAACUCUUCGGUGGUUCCUGGAGAUGACAACAUCUCGUCGGCGCGAAACUUUCAAGGAAUGACUGAUCUGGUGUCAUGAUGGCUACUGUCACAUCCGGCUUACUUUCUCCAAACUCGUAUGGACUGAACCCAGAUCAAGUAGCGGCUAAAAUGGCCGCGCAAAACACCACCGACGAAGAAUUCGACCCCUACACCGGCCGACAAUGUUUCGGAUCCCAGCAGAACUCCUCGGACUCCGAGGACAACUACGCCGCCUCCCUCAAACAAGAGAGCCCCAAGCGUAACAAGAGGAAAAACUUCAAACCGAGAUGCGCCUCCAACGUCCUCUACAACAACGACUACCCGGAGAACGCGGAGGCGCUGAACCUCAGCGAGUACUCGGAGAACAACAACAUCAGCAACUCCAGGAGGCGCAAGACCCAGAACACCAGGAAGGUGGUGGUGGAUCCCAGGUUCUUCCCGAUGGAUCUCAGCCAGAAGAACGACAGCUCGGACAGCGAGUCGUGCAACGAGUCGAACUCGGCCAGGAACGAGUACGAGGACGACAACCUCAGCUCGGAGAACGACAGCAAGAUCCCGUCUAGCUUCUCCAUCCACAACCUGUCGAAGCCGCAUGUGCAGAAGUACGACAAUCAGGCCCUGGGCGCCUUCGGCGACGGCGCCCAAGGGUUCCCGUAUCCGCAGAUAAGCGACAUGCGCGAAUUCGCGAUGAACACUAUGCGCGAGUUGCUCGGCAUCUACGGCCUGGCGCCGGACGUUACCGAGAGCAUAACGAAACAGCUCCCGAUGGCGGCCUUCAACAACGGCAAACUCUUCGAGAACUUCAACUUCCACCUGCCCUCUACCGAGAGCACACCCCCCAACCAACCCCCCACUCCCCCCAGCACCCCCCUAUCCCCCAAAACGACAGACGCGACCAAUAAGUAUACCUCAAAUUUUCCAAAUAUCCCCAACCUCACCAUAACGAGCUCUAGUCAAAACUCUUCCUCCAAAUGUCCCAUGCAGACGGCGAAGAGGUUCAAGGCGCUGAACGGAGAGAGCAAGGCUGUUCCAAAUUCGGAAGAGGCCAGUUCUGGCAUGGCUGGCGAGGAGAGGGGAGACAAGGCAGCGCACAUCAACUCCAGGGGCAUGUUCUCUUAUGCUUCAUCUUUUCCGUAUGGACAACUCAAGACUGAGAACUCUAGUUCACCGCCAUUGGAACAGAGUCCACUAAACGCUAUGAUUGCUCAAUCUCUAUCUGCCACACCUCUAAGAGAUACCGUCCCUUCCUCGAGUCUUUUACUGAACAAAACACCAAAUCAGUUAGAUUACUCAAAAUACGUAAAGAAAUUCUCCUCGUCCCACGAAUGCGGCAGCAGCUAUUGUAAGGAUCUUAACUAUAGAGAGCAUUUCCAUUGCUUGGACUGCAACUCCAGGGUGUUCAUCAAGAAAGAGGAAAUGAUCCGCCAUUUCAAAUGGCACAAGAAGAGGGACGACUCCCUCCAGCACGGCUUCAUGAGGUACAGUCCGCUGGACGACUGCAGCGACAGGUUCUCCAACUGCACGCACAACAAGAAACAGACGCAUUACCACUGCAUCAAAGAGGGCUGCGACAAGGUGUACAUCUCCACGUCCGACGUCCAGAUGCACGCCAAUUACCACAGGAAGGAUUCCGCCAUCAUACAGGAGGGUUUCCAGCGGUACAGGGCCACAGAAGAAUGCGGAGCCUCUUACUGCGCCUUCUUCGGUCAGAGGACCACCCACUUCCACUGCAGGAGAUCUGGCUGCAGAUUCACCUUCAAGAAUAAAUCAGACAUGGAAAAACACAAGAGCUACCACAUAAAAGAUGAGCAGCUUUCGAGGGACGGCUUCAAGAAGUUCAUGAAAAACGAGGUUUGCCCUUUCGAAAACUGCAGAUUCUCCAGGGUCUGCAACCAUAUCCACUGCAUCAGGCCCCAGUGCAGCUACGUUUUACACAGCUCCGGCCAGCUGUUCUCCCACAAGCGGAAGCACGAGAGGAAAGACUCCGAACUGGCCUACAGAAAGUACAAAUUGGCGCAGAGCAUGAUGAAGACCAUGAACGAGGGGAACCUAUCGCAUCCUUUCGGUCGCGAAAUGGACGGCGAGGCUUUGAACAUGUCGCAGCAACAGUUCGAAUCGUUGAACCUCAGCAGGCAGCACUUGGAAAGCAUGAGCUUGACGCAGAACUCCCUGGACGCCUUCAACAACUCCAUGUACAGCCAGGGCAGCACCUCCAACAUGUCCAACUGCGGCAGUCUGAGCGAGGAGAACUCACCUAUGAGUUACGAUGACGAAAACUCUGCCAUGGACCUGACCGCAAACGAAAAUUCCAGCAAUUACCCUCCGGACGAAGGACCAAACUUCAGUUCGGAAGAUUUCUGGAGGAAAUAUUUCAGAUCGUACGGUCCAUCGGAUAGCUGCGAUGCAUCCUGCGAAUUCAACGCUUCCGAACAUUAUCACUGCAUUGCUGACGGUUGCCACAUGGUUUUGAGCUCGAAGGAGGGAGUCAAAGAACACGCUAGAAACCACGAACUCCAAGAACAAAUAACCGAAAACUACUUCAGCACCAUAACCGGUAAAGAUGGAAUUUGCGAGGAAUCGUGCAUAUACGGAGACAAGGAAAAACACUAUCACUGCAACUGGGAAAACUGCAGGGAAGUCAUACUCCCAUCAGAAAAACCUUUCAGGCGUCUGGAGCAUUACAAGAUGCACGAAUAUUCCAAGAAACUGUCACUAACCAAAGAUCCAUUGACCAUGACUCAUUUGGCUACGUCCAUCGAUGGGAUGUUCUGCAGGAAAAGGGGAAGGCCGCCAAAGAAUCGCGUAAUUGAAGUUUGGAACGAUUAUUCCUCUACUGGUAAUCAAAGCAUGAUGGAUUCGCCACAGGCCAUUUUCACCAGUUUCAAGUUACCAAAACCAUUCACCACACCGUCUAGCAGCAAAGAAUUGGAUCAUAACGAUUCUAACGACGAAUGGUCAGCAGACCAGAGCACCAGUAUCCAAGAACUAGGCCUUCAAGGUUUCGACGUCUUCAAUGAGAACACAAAGUGUCCGGACCACCUGUGUCCCUAUCUGGGCAGCACGCAUUACCACUGCAACCAGAACAGGUGUCUGUAUGUCACAGAUAAGGAAGAUGUUCUCAUAAUGCACAGCAAGGACUUCCACGACAACAUAGAAAUCCUGGAUAACUUCGAAUUUUACGACAGAAACGUUGAUUGUCGCCUACCUGAUUGCGCAAGCAACAAAAUCAACCGGCAUUUCCAUUGCACAAGACCAAAUUGCCAUUAUUCCUUCGUGCAGUACUCGACCAUGGCCAUACACAACCAGAAACACUUGGAAGAAGCCCAGAGUAAACACGAAGACAUCAAAGUUAAGAGCGAAAGUGUCGCCGACGAUUGUAAGAGUGAUACCGGUGAUUCGACGAACCAAUAUAAAGCUAUGAACUUGAGUUCCGGAGACAGAGUGUCAGUGGUGAAGGCUUCUGGGACUUUUUAUCCUCUUUCAACAUUGCCAACUGAACAAAAUAAAACCAACGAUUUAAGUAAAAAUAUCGACUCAGAAACCACGUCUCAAGAAAGCAACAACACUUUGUAUGGGCCAGAAAUUUGCUGCUCAAGACCUUUCUGCAAGCUGAAGAGGAAAUACCAUUACCAUUGCAAUGCUUGCAACCAGGCUUUCUCAGAGAUGGAAAAAUUGGUCAUCCACGUAGCCAAGCACAGCACCGGGGCCCUAAACAGCCAGCUGCAAGAAGAUAACAACAACCAACAAUCAUCUACCUCUUCCAACAACACACCCGUUAAGACAGAACCAAAAAUCAACGUGGCCCCCCUUCAAUCUCUUCAAAACCCAAUACCUCCGAAGCAGGAAACCGAGCACCAAUACCUCCAGCCCACGUUCGAUCCCUACUUCUCGAACUUCCCCCCAAAUCUACAGUUCGCCCUGCUCCAGCAGCACCAGAACGCAGCCUUCUUGCCACAGUCGCUCUACCAGAACCCUUCGCUACCGCAACUGAUGUUCCAACACAGCCAGCUCAUGCAAUCGCCCCUCAUGCCGCCACAGAGCCCUUACACGGCCGAGAACUCUAUGAGCCCUCUAGCUGCGAUGGCCGCAAACUUGAACAAGAGGUCGCUCAGCCCGCACGAGAUGACGCAAGAGCAGAAGAAGGUCAGGAUCCAGAAUUCGAUGAGGAUAUUGAAGGACGAACCUGUACCUGAAGGAUAUUUGAGAUUUAGGUUCAAUGAAGAUUGCCACUACCAACACUGUGGAUACAGGGAACAUCAAACCCACUUCCAUUGUCAACGGCAAGAUUGCGGUUACAGUUUUUGCGACAAGACCAGAUUUGUGCAACACACCGCACGUCACGAGAGACUGGACACUUUGAUGGGGGGAGACUUCCAACAGUACAGAGCUAACGUCGCUUGUGGAAGAUCUGAAUGUUCAUAUACCAGUAGUUUAGGUUCCACCCAAAACAAGGCGUCCCACUUCCACUGCUUGAAAUGCGACUUCGUUUGUACGGACACCAACAAAGUGGUAGCGCACAGAAGGCAGCAUCAAAAAUUAGACUCCAUACAGGCGGCUGGUUUCGAAAAAUUCACACCCAGCCAAAACUGCAGGGUUAUCAACUGUCAACACAGCGGAAAACAAACCCAUUACCAUUGUCUUCAGUGUCAAUACGCGGUCCUUGGACUUGCUCAGAUGUCCGCCCAUAAGUACAGACAUUUAGAGAAUUGAGAAGGUGAAACAAUAUAUUUUUGUAAAAAAAACUCCACGGGAAAUGUCCAAUCUCACAAAUCGCCUAUUUAUUCGGAAAAAUCACGAAAUUUCUCGAAUAGACCUGCACAUAUCGAUUGCAAUCUUCCUGUCCAUCUCAGUCUUCCAAUACUCUGGUAAUUUUAUCAACCCGGGACAUUUUCUCCAACAGAAAACAAUCCAUUUUACCGGAUAUCAGAGCGGAUAUUAAGUGAUAAAAAUUAGCAAGUCUUUUGCUAAGUUUUGAGACCUUUGAGUUGAUAGCGUCAUAGAUAUUUAUAAUUUUUUUGAGAUUAUCUGAAUAGUUUAUAUAAAAUAUUAUGGAGAAAGAGACACUAUUGUAACUUUUAAAUGACACGAAAGAAAUUCCAAUUUAAAAAUUAAUAUCGUUGUAAAUAUUUGUACAUUAUUAGUUUCGUAAGGUUUCCUAACUUUAAAAAUGUAAAAUAUAUUCUGUACAUACCUGAAACCACACCUCAUUUAUCAUUUUGGAGGAAGCAAAGCAUUGGACGUACUAAUAAAUUAUCGUUAUAUAAAAUAUCAGGGUAGAAAUCCCAGUAAUUUAUUUUUUUUAUUUAUUUUCACGAAUGUAAUCUGUAACUUAGUUACACAUUUCAAGGUUAUCCAAGAGCACUUCAUACGUGAAACAAAUUUAUUAUUCGAAUAGAUAUCAUUAAUUUGCAGGAAGAAUAAAUUCUGUUGCAUCAAAAACGUUGCGAAGUAGAAAUAUUCCCUAAUUUUUGAGAGGUUCAACGAGAAAAAAAUCUUCAAAAAUAUAACUCCUAACACUCAUAAAAAAUAUUACCGGAAAAUUGAGGAAUAUAUCUCGACGAAUUGGUUCUUCUUGGAGAUUCUUUGAAAAUGUUCAGUAGGGAUCAAUUUCAACCGGAAAAAGACAUGAGUAGAAUUAGAAAAUAGAGUUUUUUAGAUAGAGGCCUUUUGGAAUAGCUUAGUGCCUUAGAUAAAAGACGGAUAAUAUUUACAGUGCCUUUUUGGCGAUUUUUUUGAGGUAGAGAUUUUAUGGUAGAAAAUUUGGGCCUUCUAGAUUUUUAAAACAGAAAAUCAAGAGAAUCAUCAGGUAGGUUCAAACUACUCCCUUCAAACAAAUAAUUAACUCUUCUGUAUCUUCACAUAGCAUGACAAUAUCGGAAAAAUUACCUUCUGGUUUUCCUACCUGAUGAUCUCUUGAAUAUAAAAUCAGGUGGAAAUACAAUAAACAAAUAAAAAUAUCAUUCCAUUAAGUGCCAUAAUAUACAGAUAUCAAUCUAGAGUUAGCAUAGAGUAGAUGAGAGGGUUUCCAUUCUGUACUAAAAACCAACUAACCUCAUGGGUUAUUAACUCAGAAGAUAAAUUGAACAGAUAUUGAUAUCCCUCUCAAACAGUGUCAUAUCUAAAAAGCUGUUUUAUUUUUUUGACCUUGUACAUUUUCUGACAACUUUCGAUCCAGUGAAUUGUUUUGCCAUAUAAAGUAUCUUUCGUUUGUUUUUCCUGGUAUCCGAAAGAUACUCGGUUCAAUUUUCAGUUGUUUUUGGUUAUUUCUGUUUUUAUUUUAAGUGUUUUCUUCUGUUCAUAGCUAGUCUUUCUUUUUUUCCAUAUAUGGCUUUAUUCUACAUCUUCUUUUAAAUUGUAUACGUAUAUAUUAUAUCGAAUACCUAUAUAUUUUUCGGCGAUUGUCGAUAAGAAAUUUUGAUUUUAGUUGUAUUUUAUUUAAUUUAAUGAUAAUGUAUGUAUUGUUAGAGAGUAUGAGUGUUUAUGUUAAUUCUGUGAUUGUAUGUGUUUUCUUUUUUUAUAAAAAAAUAUUUAUAUCUA